AUGCCCGGCCUGCCCAGCCUGCUGCCGCCGCUGCUCGCCCUGCUCUGCCUGGGGGCGCGGGGGGCCGACCGCGACCCCGAGCGCGACCCCGAGCCCGACGAGCCGUGGUGCCCCUACAAGGUGGGCGCGGAUGGCGCGGAGGGGGCGCGGCUGUGCUUCCGCCCGCCGGCCCGCGGCUUCCAGUGCGCGGCCCGCGGGUGCCGCGCCCACCGCUCCGCGGGCGGCGCGCUGGUGGCCAACGUGCUGCGGAACGGCAGCGUGCUGCUGCAGUGGGGGCUGCGGCACUGGGGGCCGCCUCGCCCGCCCGCCGCCGCCGCCCUGCGCGGCUUCGCGCUCAACUGCUCCUGGGACGGCACCUACACGCGCUUCCCCUGCGACAGCGUGGAGCUGGGCGCCGCAUGUCGCGACUACCUGCUGCCCGAGGCGCACGGCAGCGUGCGGUACCGCCUGUGCCUGCGCCCGCGCUACGCCCCGCCGCGCCCCGCGCCGCCCGCGCAGUGCGUGGAGUUCCGCGUGGAGCCCGCGGCCAUGCGGGACAUCGUCGUGGCCAUGACGGCCGUGGGGGGAUCCAUCUGCGUGAUGCUCGUCUUCAUCUGCCUGCUCGUGGCCUACAUCACCGAGAACCUCAUGAGCCCCGCGCUGGCCCGCGCCGCCGCCGCGGCUCCGCGCCGCGCGUAA
Lepidothrix coronata (blue-crowned manakin) is the source of this 678-nucleotide messenger RNA. RefSeq names its product fibronectin type III domain containing 10 (gene FNDC10). The transcript has a single exon. The record is from RefSeq and is a predicted model, not a curated record. Lineage: Eukaryota; Metazoa; Chordata; Aves; Passeriformes; Pipridae. The coding region runs from base 1 to 678 and encodes 225 amino acids.